CUGGUCACUUAUGAUGGAGCAUGAUCAUGUGAGAAAAAAAGAAAGUAUACAUGUGUGUGUAACUGGGUCACCAUGCUGUACAGUAGAAAAUUGACAGAACACUGUAAACCAGCUAUAAAGGACUGCUUAUAUUCUGAUACCCUACCCGACAAUCAGUAUUAUCAGUAUUCCAUUUUUAAACUUUUUAAAUUUUGUUUAGCUCUUAUUAAUUUAAUAAAGUGGUAUCUUAUUUUAUGGUAAUUUUCAUUUCCCUAAUUAAUCCUUUAUUGGUUUCCAUUCAGGCCAGUCUCAAAUUCAGCCUAUUUAUUUUUUAGUAGAAAUUUUUGGGGGGAUACAUAAAUGUAGUCAACAUAUAUUCAUACUCUAUAAUUUUCUAACUUGUAUCCUCUGCUACAGUUUCCACCCAUAACAAUUCAGUACCAGUUUCUGUAAAGGUAUGGUUUUAGCUGCAAAGAACAGAAAAUCUAACUCCAAACUGACUUAAAAAGGAGGGUGUUGUAUAAUGUAUUAUGAAAGUUCAGAGUUAGCAAUGGAUUAGGAGUGGCUUAAUGUAAAAACAAAAAAUGGCGAUGGGAGAAAAAAAGAAAUGGAGGGAAAAUAGUAGAAGAGUAAGUGAAGAAGAGGUAAUAUAAUAUUUCAUUCUAAAGCCUACUCUGUGAAUGAGGACAUGAGUUCUGGGGUCUCAGAGAUGAGCCAGAUCUACAUGAUGGGGUCUCAAAGAAGCUCAAAAUGCAGCAGUGACAGUGAGUAAAUCAGUACACAGAGAGCUCCCACCCACUUUGUUAAGUGCUCUGACAGACUCAUGCAAAUGAGUCAGGGGGAAGGAAAGACCAGUUAAACUCAGGGCGAUCUCCAAUGGUGUCUUGGAGAAGGCAGCAUUUGUACCAGUCUUUUUAGGAAGGCAUGGAGUGUGGGAGAUGGGAACAGAGACAACCCAGGUAGAGGAACAGUUUGACCAAAGGUAUGACACUGGCAGAAGGCAAAACCUGUUUGGAGGAUGGUGAGUCAUCCACUGUGACUGAGGUCUGUGAGGGGGGAAAUCAUGCAGGACCUUGAAUGGCAGGCUAAGGAGCUAGGUUUAAACCUGUAGGCCACAAGAACCCUUGGCGGCUAUAGAUACGGUCAGCUUUGUGUUUGAAACCUGACUCUGAGGGUCUCUGCAAGAAUAGACUGGAGUAGAGCAGAUAGGCAGCAGGUGUAUUAGAGCAGAGACCCAUCUCCUACCUCCAGUGUGGCCCUACACUCAGCAGAGGCUCCUCAGAGCCUGCAGUCCCACAAGAACUAUUCCUUCUCCCCUUCUUUUCUGUCAAUGUCCUACUCCUCCUACAGGACCCACUCAGCUCAUGCAUACCCUAUCUGGAAACCUUCACUGCCUUCCAGUUGGUGAUUUCUUCUGUGAGCCCCUCAGCACCCUGCUCUGGGAUCCUUUGGUGCCAUGUCCUAUUCUUAUGCAUCCCAACCAGGUGGAGAAAGCUUCAAGGAUAGAGUGUGGCUCUCAUCCAUUUUUGCAUCUCCAAUGCCUAGUAUGGGUUUCUGUACAUGGAAAAUCAUUGGGAAACUCUUCCCCAGUGAAUAAGAGAAAGAGAAAGUCCAUGAAGGAAAAGAAGAAAUGGGAGGAGGAGAGGAGAAGACUUGGUGAGAGAGAGGGAAGGAAGCAGAUAGACAGGGUGUUGGGAUGAUCAAGAGAAAUGAAAGAGAAUGGAGGAAAGGAGAACCACGGGGCCAACGUGGGAUUCUUCCCUCUUCCCAAUCAGUAGCGCCAAGUAGCAGGCUUGGCACAGUGAGUGUCAGGCUUUGGAAGCAAUGGGAUAUGGGUUUGUAUCCUAGUUCUGUCACUAGGGACCAUGUGCCUUUAGACAAGACACUUCACAUCUUGGACAUUAAUUUCAUUGGCUGUCCAAUGAUGAUAAUACUAAUUCCCCCUACAUGAGUGCUUUAGAACUUGAGAACAGAUGUGAGUCCUUUGAGGGCAGGGAUCCUAUCUUACUUGCCUUUGUUUGCCCAACAUCCAACAAGAGCUUUGGUGCAACAGUGUGCUCAACAAAUAAUUAGUAACUGAAUGAUUAAACGAAUGCCCAGGAAGAACUGUUUUCUACACUGGCGACCAGUGCUCCAUUCCACAAGGGAGAGAGGCUAAGUGCUUGCUUAGCAUACCAGUAAAGGGGAACACAGUCCCAGUAAAAAUUUUCAGCUAAGUUAAAAGCAUCAAUAUUGUCAUCAGGGGAUACAUUAAAAAACUUUAGGUAGACUUUCUUACAUUUGCUGUUUUUAUUCUGAAUUACAUACGAUGUGGGGGCACCCUAACUUUUAGUGCUUAGAGCCUCUAAACAUCUUAGUCUGGUCUUACUUGACCAAUAGAAAUGAAUAUGAUCUAGUCCCCUACCCCAGAGCAUUUUCUGGGUGAGAAAUCCAGACACGCACACUGCUACAACACACUGUGUAAUUAGUGUUGGCACAGAGGGGGCUGUAGAAAGCAUUGGUGUGAAAAUUCAGAGAAGCACUGUCUUCCUGGGGGGACCCAGGAAUCAAGUAGGAAUGGGGAUACAGGAUGAGCGAUAGAGAAAUCAAGUGGAGAGGAGAAGAGAGUGGUUGCUGAAUAAGAGAGAGUAAGCAGAAAAGAGAUCACAUUGGUGUGAAAGGAAAAGAAAAGUGGAAGUAGGGAGGAGGCUGACAGGGAGGGAAGGAGACCCUCUGGAGGCGGAAAGAGGCAGGAUCACUUCCGGCUGGGGAGGGGGAGCAGACAGGCUCAGACCUAAGGAGAGGCUCAGAGAGAGCAGACGCCUUCUGGACUGGAGAGGCCCCUUCCCAUCAGGCUCAGCUGUUUUUCAACCUUCCAGAAAAAUGGAUAGGAGAAAUGACUCCGAUUGUAAGAUGCCCCUGUUCCAGGGCCCUCUGCCUCCCCCUGGGAGCCUGGGGCUUCACUUCCCUCCAGAUAUACAGGCUGAGACCACAGAAGAAGACAGUGUCUUGCUGAUGCAUACCCUCUUGGCUGCAACAAAGGACCCCCUGGCCAUGGACCCACCAGUUGCCAACCGACCUAAGAAAAGCAAGACCAAGAAGGCCCCUAUUAAGGCUAUCACUAAGACCAUCCCUGCUGCCCCUCCAGUUCCAUCUGCCAAUGUGAUUACCACCAACAAGCCUAAAAUAACUUUUCAUGCUUUAAACCUACCAGUCAUCCCCCAGAUCAACCAGGCUUCAGCUACCAUUGAGGCAUCCAAUACUCAGGCUUCUUCAUCCACCACUCAGCCUAAGAAAGCCAGCAAGACAAAGAGAAUUACUGCUAAGGCAGUUCAAGGUUCCCAGUUUCCAGCUGGCAGUGAGAGUGUCACUAUACAGAUCAAGUCAUCCUUGCAGGCCCUAAACCUACCAGUCAUCCCACAGGCUAUCCAGGCUCCAGUUGCCAGUGAGUCAGCCAAUUCACAGGCCUUGUUAGCCUCCACCAGGCCUAAGAAAGCUUACAAGGCAAAGAAGGCUGACAAUAAGGGCGUAGCUAGUGCCGCUGAGAUCUCACUGGCUCCAUCCACCGCUUACACAGCUACCAUCCAAGGCCAAAUUACCUCCACCCAAACUAAAAAUGCCUCCAAAGCUAAGAAGGCAACUAUUAAGGGCACAAAUACUGAUCCUGAGCUCCUAGAGUCCCCAGAUGCCACUGAGACAGCUACCAGGCAGAUUGAGGCCUCAACAGCAGCUAUUUGGCCAAAAAAAUCCAAGGGCAAGAAGGCUGCCAAUAAGGGCCCAAAUUCUGUUUGUGAGAUCUCUGAUGCCCCACCUGCCACUCAAAUGGUCACAAACCAAGCCCUAGCAGCAACCCUCAGGGUCAAGAGAGGGUUCAGGGCUCAGAAGGUUGCCACUAAGGCCUGGACAACUGAAAGCCAGAAUCAAAUUGAGCAAGGGGCCCGGGCCAAGAUGGCUACCUCUCAGACCAACGUAAGUGCCCUUGAGACUCAGGUUGCUGCUGCUGUCCAGGCCCUGGCAGAUGACUACCUGGCUCAGUUGAGUCUGGAGCCCACAACCAGGACCCAGGGAAAGAGGAAACAAAAGUACAAGUAUCUGAAUGGGGAUGAGAGAGGUGGUGGUAUUUAUAGGCGGAUCCAAUGGGGCCGGAGGCCUCCGCUAUCCCGAGAUGUGGCCAUUUUGCAAGAAAGGGCAAAUAAGUUGGUGAAAUACCUGUUGGUUAAAGACCAGACAAAGAUCCCCAUCAAGCGCUCAGACAUGCUGAAGGAUGUCAUCCAAGAAUAUGAUGAAUAUUUCCCAGAGAUCAUUGAACGAGCAAGCUAUGCUCUGGAGAAGAUGUUUCGAGUCAAUCUGAAGGAAAUUGAUAAGCAAAGUAGCUUGUAUAUUCUCAUCAGCAUUCAGGAAUCCUCUGCAGGCAUACUAGGAACGACCAAGGACACACCCAAACUAGGUCUUCUUAUGGUGAUUCUGAGUGUCAUUUUUAUGAAUGGCAACAAGGCCAAUGAGGCUAUCAUCUGGGAGGUGCUGCGCAAGUUGGGGCUGCACCCUGGGGUGAGGCACUCGCUCUUUGGGGAAGUGAGGAAGCUCAUCACAGACGAGUUUGUGAAGCAGAAGUACUUGGAAUACAAGAGGGUCCCCAACAGCAGACCACCUGAAUAUGAGUUCUUCUGGGGCUUGCGCUCCUACCAUGAGACUAGCAAGAUGAAAGUUCUCAAGUUUGCAUGCAAGGUACAGAAGAAAGACCCCAAGGAUUGGGCUGCUCAGUACCGGGAGGCAGUAGAGAUGGAAGUCCAAGCUGCAGCUGUGGCUGUGGCUGAGGCUGAGGCCAGGGCUGAGGCAAGAGCCCAAAUGGGGAUUGGAGAGGAAGCUGUGGCUGGGCCCUGGAAUUGGGAUGACAUGGAUAUCGACUGCCUAACAAGGGAAGAGUUAGGCGAUGAUGCUCAGGCCUGGAGCAGAUUUUCAUUUGAAAUUGAGGCCAGAGACCAAGAAAAUGCAAAUGCCAGCACCAACAUUGACUUCAGCAGAGGAGCUAGCACCAGAGCUAACUUUAGCGAUGGUGCUAGUAUUUGUUUCAGUGGUGCACCCAGCCCCAGUGAUGGCUUUGGUGGCAGAGAUGGCAUUAGUUUUGGUAGCACAUGCAGCACCAGUGCCACCUUCAGCAGUACAGCCAGCAUUAGCUUUGGUGGCACACACUACACUAGCGGCAGCUUCAGCAGUGCAGCCAACAUUUGCUUUGGUGGCAUGCCCAACACUUGUUCUACUUUCAGUGGUGGAGCCAGCAUUAGCUUUGGUGGUGCAGCCAGCACCAGUUCUAGUUUCAGCAGUGAAGCCAGCAUUAGCUUUGGUGGCACACCUUGUACCAGUGCCAACUUCGCAGGUGGAGUUAGCCCUAGUUUCAGUGGUCCACUGAACACCAGUACCAGUUUCAGUGGUGGAGCCAGCUCUGGUUUUGGAGGGACACUCAGCGCCACUGCUGGCUUCAAUGAUGCACUCAUUACAACCACCAGCUUUGGCAGUACACUCGGCACCAGUGCAGUCUUUAGUGGUGCACUUAGCACCAGCACUGCCUUUGGUGGCACACUCAGCACUAGUGUCUACUUUGGUGGUUCUCCUAGUUCCAGUGCCAGCUUUGGUGGCACACUCAGUACCAGUAUAUGCUUCAGUGGUUCUCCUAGCACCAGCACUGGUUUUGAUGGUGUAUUCAGUACCAGUGUCUCCUUUGGUGGCUCUUCCAGCACCAGCACUGACUUUAGUGGUACGCUAAGCACCAGCGUCUGCUUUGGUGAUUCACUCAGCACUAGUUCCAGCUUUGGUGGUGCACUCAGCACCAGUGUUGGCUUUGGUGGUGCACUCAGUACCAGUGUUGGCUUUGGUGGUGCACUCAACACCAGUGCUGGUUUUAGCAGUGCUGUCAGCAUUAACACUGGCUUCAACAGUGUACCCAGCACCAACUCUGGCUUUAGCAGUGUGUUCAGCACCAGUGCUGACUUCAGUGGGGCACUUAACACCACUACUGACUUUGGCAGUGCUUCUAGCACCAGCAUUGGCUUUGGUGGAGCCCCCAGCACCAGCUUCUGCUUUGGCAGUUUGUCUAACACCAACCUAUGCUUUGGCGGCCCUCCUAGCACCAACACCUGCUUUAGUGGUCCUACCAAUGCCAGUUUUGGUGAUGGACUCAGCACAGGUGCUGGUUUCAGCUUUGGCGAUGGGUUAAACACCAGUACUGGAUUUAGUGGUGGACUGAGCUCCAGCUCUAGCUUUGGUGGUGGACUGAGCACCAGCACUGGCUUUGGUGGUGGACUGAUCUCUAGCGAUGUCUUUGGUGGUGGACUGGGCACCAGUGCUGGUUUUGGCAGCACACUUGGCACAAGGGCUAACUUUUGUAGUAGCCUCAGCAUCAGUGAUGGCUUUGGCAGUGAGCCUAAUACCAGCUUUGAUGGAGGACUGAGCACCAUCAUUGGCUUUGCCAGUAGUUCCAACACCAGCACUGGCUUUACUGGUGAACCCAGCACCAGCACCAGCUUUAUUGGUGGACCCAGUUCUAUUGUUGGCUUUGGCAGUGGACUGAGCACCGAUGCUGGCUUCAACAGUGGACCAAGCAAUGCUGCUGGCUUUGGUGGUGGAGGCACCAGCCUUGGUGCCUGUAGCUUCUCCUAUGGCUAGUGAGGUUUCAGGUAAUUACAUUUCCACAGCCAAGGCCCAUGGGGAUGGGUAUAAGAGCUGGGAGAUGUUAUAAGAAACCCCAAGGUGGGAGGGCAGGGCGGGAAGAUGAGCACAAUGAAGAAAGAAUGAGAAAAUAGUGUAUUCUGUGCGAAAAUGUGUUUCUGUAUGGUGUUUUGUUUUCAGGUUUAUUUCCCAUGUUUAUAGAUACUGCUAAUAAAUUGCAACAGUCAAUGGAGUCAGGGUACAUCCUUGGAAUCUUUGUCCAUGCAGCAGUCUAAGCAGAUAUCACCAAUCAGCUGAGGGUGAUACACUAGGAAAAAGUCCGUUUGCCAGUCCUGCUUUGUUGUUUGCUUUUUGUGUCCUGUCAUAUUUUGGUAUCAGAGUUACAUUAAAUUUGCAGUGAAUUAC
Molecule: messenger RNA, 7026 nt
Organism: Sus scrofa (pig)
Lineage: Eukaryota; Metazoa; Chordata; Mammalia; Artiodactyla; Suidae
Source: RefSeq, a predicted model, not a curated record